Messenger RNA from Gaeumannomyces tritici R3-111a-1, 378 nucleotides. RefSeq lists its product as hypothetical. Lineage: Eukaryota; Fungi; Ascomycota; Sordariomycetes; Magnaporthales; Magnaporthaceae. The transcript is spliced from 2 exons. The record is from RefSeq and is a predicted model, not a curated record. The coding region runs from base 1 to 378 and encodes 125 amino acids.
AUGCCAACGUCGCUCGAGUCCGCCCGCCCAAUCAUGGCUGCGUCUGCCCGUACAUCAGUCCGCAUGAGCACAUACAGCAUGGCGCCAUCAUACUCCCCCACCGUCCAGACCACAGACUCGGCCACGGCUGAGAUCACCGACAUCGAGAAGGGCCUGCAGCGCAUGGAGAACAAGGCCCUGACCCAGCAGCGUGUCGUCCUGAGCGAAGAGAAGUGGGCCAGCAUGUCCAAACUAGCCCUCGGCGCCAAGCUCGAUCGUGCUCUCGACCGGAGGAUGACGAGCCAGGACGCCGUCAUGCGGAAGCGCACUAGCGGGUCGGCCGUUGCCAUCUCGCUUCCCACCACCUCCAGCGCCGCUAGCGAGAAGGAGAAGGCAUAA